AGCAUGCAGUCAGUAUAAGGUAUUACCGGAACAAAACCAGUGAUCGUGAAUCUCACCGAAGUUAGUGUAACAUAUGCGAUCUCAAGACGUGUAACGCACAGCUUUCAAGAUGAAGUUGGACGGCAUCGUCAUUCUCCGCUACAUAGUCAUUGUGGGAUUGGCAUGCGUCUUAGAUGGUGUUGAAGGAACACCCAAAAAAGGUGGUAAGAGUGGAGGAAAGAGCAAGGUCUCCACCAUAAAAAAGGGAGUCGCUGUGGCUGCCGGUGCUGCAGGGGCUGCAUAUGUGGGCCACAAGAUAAAGAAGAAGAUGAAGCACAAAGGAAAAUUCGGAGAUGAUGACGGUCUGCGAUGUUGGCUGUGCGGAGUACCCGGGUCACGGAUGUGUCCGCAAGGGGAUGGCAUCGUAUAUAGGCGAAACAUGACCGAUGAUGAUAAUGACGCAGAGCGCAGACGGUUGCCUGGGGAUGAUGACGACGACGACGAUGACGAAGAUACGUACGAUUCCUAUUUCGGAGCUGUCAACUACUGUCCGGAGCAUGCCGACUCCUGCUUGACUCUCUACACUGACCAUUCCAGAGAAAAAGUGCUUAUGAGGAACUGCUUUGACGAAGGGUUCUUCGGGUGCUACGAUUCGGUGCAAGGCCUUUCAGGGUUCGCGUGCUUCUGCAGACGUGACCUGUGCAACGGAGUAGCAUCUCUGGCACCGCUGAGCCUCAUGAUGGCCGUCGUCUUCGUCCUGCAUUGGGCCUAAGUGGUACUUCUACAAACCCCACCCUGGUAGCAGGCUUGUUCGAAUGUAUAUUUUUGGGGUGUGAUAAUCUCUGAAUCUGUCCCACUUGAGAACCCGUCUUUCAGAGACUGCCCUGCUGCCAGUGCCCGAACCCCUUGGGCCCAGGUACCUGAUGAACAUCUGUGUUUCCUGGGUAAUUUUGUAUAGUUUGGGUUGACAAUCAUUUCGGCUCUGGUUUUGGCAGCAGGUUUGUGGGAUCUGUCCAACCGUUUUGCUGGGUCCGAAUGUCCUGGUUUUUUUUUUUUUUUUUUUGAAACCUCCCACCCCGAGCAAGUAAUGGGCCUCGAAGCUUCGGAAAACGCCAAUUCCUCCGAGUUUUUUCAGAAAAUGCUGUGUUUGUGUUACUGAAAUAUUGUGUAUACUGUACUACUGUUCAAGAACAAGUCACUGAUCUUUUCUACGCGCGAUUUUAGAUAUUCUUGGGAUCAUAUCUGUGAUCAGGAGUCUGCCUAAAUUGCUCUAUUCCCUGCUUGCAACAGCUCAAGCAUUUCCAACCGAAGAUCAAACUUGAAUUGACCUGGGUGAACUCCGUUCGUUAAUGUUUUUGAAAGCGUUAUCAUGAUUCGGACCUACGCUCUUCGAGAUCUGAGGUAAUGUAGGAUCAUGUUCGACUUUCAUUCGGAUUUUUCGAGAACUUCGGUAAACCAAUCUCUGUCAUAAUUCUUUUUCCUAAUUGCUCACUUCGAAAGUGCUGAGCUAAUCGCUGAGUUGAAUUAAAUGAAUCGUAUGUGUACCAGGAUUUUAAAAAUUUUGAAUGACUGUGAAAAGAUGGAUAGAAUAUCUUCUCGACUUGAGGUGACGCUGUGGAAAGGAUUUUAUUGUUCUCUGUUUUUUUUCCGAGUCGAGAGAAGAACAUUUUGGUCUGCUAUUGUAUCGCCAAGAAAAUCAAUGUUUGAAUCCCAGCGUUGAUCAAAAACUGUAUCCCUUGGAAUGUUAUGAAACGUGGGCAAGUUGCGCUUUUUCAAGGUUAUUUAACUAUCGUGAUGGAUGAUGGACAAGCCAACCCAGCAAAUUGGUUCGACCAAAGCCUGAUGCUGCUUCGGUGGGCGAGGAGGCCAUGAUUGUUUUCUUCGGAAAGAGACAGAGCAGAGGAGAAAGAAGACUAGCGUUGAGUGUUGAGGCUUGCUUAGGCCCUGGUGAUUCUGGCUACUUUUAGGACCUAGUUGCGAAUGUUGUACGUGGUCCAAGCUAGUAUUUUCGACUAGGGUUGUGUUGCUUUCACACGGGUUUCUUGUUCGGACAUCGCUUCGGGUGUGAUCCCUUCGACAGUUUUAUUUUGUUGAUUGUCUGAAUACUCAACUGCAUUGCUGUCUUCUCCAGGGGACUAGGUGGACCUCCGCAGUGACUUCACACUCCAUUUUCCAAGAUUUUUUACUUCAGCUCAUGUGUGCCAAUUAGGGUUACCCUCCAAGCCACAGACUGCAAUUGUUUGUUUGUUUGUGGAUCCUAGAUUUGACAUUUUAAUUGAAGCGUUAGUUGCCUGUGGCCAAGGUGUAUGGCGAACCUGAUGGGUUAUAUAUUUGACAUCCUCAUGAUCUGAUUUCUUAUACUGUAUCUUAAGAGCGCUGGUUUAGUGCUACGUGAACAGUGCAGGUGGUCAAAUACGAUCAUACCCCGAGCAAACUUCAAUUAUAUUCCCGCAGCGAAGGUUUUCUUUCUGGUGUUGUGACAGUGUUGAGAUUUUGCUGACCUGUAAAGGAUGUUUGAGAACGUCUGAGGUGCUUGAAGGGUAACAUGCUGUUAAGAAAUGUGGUUGGUAGUGUGGUUGGUGCCAAGGAUUGUAUAGCUGAGGAUUCGGUGUUUUAAUGUUCGGAAACUUGGUGAUGGAUUGUACUCGGAACAAAUAGCUGAAGUUUGUAUGUGUGUUUGUGGAUUUGAGUUCAUUUUUCGUGAAUUGGGUUACCAGAGGAGUAGGUGCCAAGCUGGAACAUGGAGUGUGAAAGAAGUCUUAGUUGCAGUCCAGAGUGGUGGGACAAAUCUGGACCAGGGUGACUAUUAUUUUUAAUCUGUAUUUUCGUAUGCUUAGGAAGACUUAGGGCUUAGGGACUUGCGGGCUUUCUACCCCAUAGCUGCUUGGUUUUGCGUUUGCAAGUCCUUCCUGCCCUGGGGGCAUAGUGGAUGUGGACCAAGGUAGGCCCAAUUACCCGGUUAGGUUUGAACCAAGCGGUGAAGGGGUGAUCUGUGUUGAAUUUAACUCCGUGGUGUGGGGAUUUGAGUUGCUGUCUGUUCACAGGGAUUUGGCGUGCAUCUUAAUAUACCUUAUACGCUGCUGAAAAAUCGUCAUGGGUUCUGUCAUUUCAGUCUUGAGUUCGAGGUUUUGGAUAACUGUGUCGGUAGUUUGCUAAACGUACUGUAUUAAUGCAUGACGUUUUAGUGCAUGGUGUUUAAAUGCAGUAGUUCCUGCGCCCUUGAGAACUGCUGGGUCCAUGUGAUGCCCCGUCGUACUUCGUCACGUGUGGAGAGUUCCUCAAGUAUGAUCUGUAGCUUUUUUUACGGUAGCGUAUGAGUACUGUACUACUGGAACCAGUACUCGUACUAGGUACAUUUUUAUUUGAGAAUGACGUUCCUGCUGUGUUUCUUUUUCUCGUUCAGUUUUUGAACCUACCCGAACGAUCGGUCCAAAAUUUUCAUUUCAUUUUGCUUGAGUUUACCCAAGAAUUGGCACAAAAAAAAAAUACUGACCUCUCAGUUAGCUGUAAAUGAAUGCUCAAUUUGUGGUGCAAAUAUUUUGUUCCUCUGGUAAUUCUUGGAUUAGAUGCCUUGAGUGGAAAGAUAACGUUUCUUCCAGUAUUGUUUUUUUUUUUUUACAAAUUUGUGCGGUGACCUGUGUAUUGUUUUUAUGAAAACUGGAUGAAACUGAGAAUUCGUCGAGAGCGUUGCGGCCAGUUUUAAUUUAGGACCGCAAGCGUGUAUGUGAUCCAAAGUUUCGCAACUUCUUACCGCCGACAAUUUUUUGGAACAGUUGUCUUUUUUCGUUGAAUAGGUUGAUGACCUUAUUUCGGGUUUCACGUGACGAUUGCAUCUGCCGUAUUUAAUUCUUCCAGUGGCGAAAUCUAGUUCAUUCCUCUUUGAGCAGUUCGUUUUGAGGUGUAUUGAUGUCAAUUGAAUAUGAAUGCUAUUUAGGAGGCUUUAUGAUUGAGGUUACAGCAUUUUCUCCUGUGUAGACUCUGUGCUGAUUCAAGGUUAUUUUGAUGGCCUGUGUAAUUUUUGAACUCAAAGCGAAUUUCGAUUGACCGGAGUUCGGCUGUUUUUUGUGGAAAGGACGCCGUGAUGAAGAGCGAAAGAGCAUUUGGGUGCGAGAACUGUCAACCUGUGCAUAACGAAUGCAUUUCCCGAAGGUCGCACAAAUGUGUGGAACUGUGGUGAUGGAUCCUUGAAAGCGAAGUGACGGGGAGGUAGUGAAUAUUGGAUUAUUCUUGCCUCCAUUUUAGUCGCAGCGAUGCUGGUAUGAUAAGGACGUGAUACUAUUUUAUUCCCCGAUGCGUAGUUGCUUGUGCUGUUGUGAGAUUUCCAGAGAAGAGCCGUGUGUGUAUUCUGGCCUUUUCAGGAAGCUUAUCCAAGGUUACGUCUUGGUAAAUGCAUCAGACCCUGAUUUCGUGUGUUGUGAUUUUCCGAUUGUCACGAUGUGAGAUUUGUUCACCAGUCCUGUGUCAUUACAACCUAUCCCACUGAUGAAACCGAGACC
Molecule: messenger RNA, 4475 nt
Organism: Notodromas monacha
Lineage: Eukaryota; Metazoa; Arthropoda; Ostracoda; Podocopida; Cyprididae
Source: the annotation of a GenBank genome assembly